CCUAAAACAGAAUCCUCUAAACUGCCCAGAAUUAAGAGUUAUUGAAAAGUACUGGGCUAUUAAUAAAAGAAAAAUGAAAAAUGAAAAAAAACUUUGCAGAAAUAUUAAAGGUAUUAAAAUAUCAUUUAAAAAAACAUCAAAUGGCUUUAAUUCUUAUUCUGUGCACAAGCUUAUGGGUACCAUCAAAGGAAAAGUUUGAACUUUUAUUAUAUUCCCACAGGAAUAAUUUGAUCUUCUUAUAUUAUUGUAUUAAAGUUAUUACUUGGUUGGAAAUAAAAAUUAAAGGAAAAUCUAUGAACAUUUGGGUGAAAUAUUUUACAUUUUCAUUACUUUUCACAAGGAAAAUGGCCUGGCGAUCUCAUGGAAAAGACAAUAAUGAUUUAGUUUACACACUGAAAAAAAAUGGUAUUCUUACAUCGCCAAGAGUAGAAGAAGCUAUGCUGAAGGUGGAUCGAGGUCAUUUCAGUAGACAAAAUCCAUAUUUUGAUGCGCCUCAAAGCAUAGGUUAUUCAGUUACAAUCAGUGCUCCUCAUAUGCAUGUACAUGCUUUGCAACAUCUGGAAAAUCAUCUUACAGAAGGUAGUGUUGCCCUUGAUGUUGGUUCAGGAAGUGGUUAUCUUACUGCAUGUAUGGCUUAUAUGGUAGGAAAUACUGGAAAAGUAUAUGGAAUUGAUCAUAUUGGUGAGCUUGUGGAACAAUCCGAGAUCAACAUUAUGAAAGGAAACAAAGAACUUAUUACAAAUGGUGUUGUUAAGCUAAUUACUGGAGAUGGUCGGCUUGGUUAUCAAGAAGGUGGACCUUAUGAUGCAAUACAUGUUGGUGCUGCUGCUCCAGAACUUCCUCUACCACUGUUAAAUCAACUAAAGAUUGGUGGUCGGCUUAUUAUACCCGUAGGACCUGAGGGAGGCAAUCAAAUUCUUUUGCAGUGUGACAAACUAUCUGAUGGUAGUAUUAAGGAAACAAAACUGAUGGGUGUUAUCUAUGUUCCAUUGACAGACAAGUUUCAUCAGUUGAAAUCAUAGGUUUGAUGCUUCUAUCUAACAUCUUUGAAAAUCAAUGACCCUGGCUGCCUUCUUAAAAGACUUGAAUCGUUGUCUUCUUAAAAGAAUACUAAUAGACACCUGUUGAAUUUGUCAAUUUUUUUCAACUUGAUAUUGUAAAGUUUUUUUAAUUAUCUGAAAUUGCUAUUUGUUAAAAAUGUAUACUGUAAAGUAAUUUUGAAGAUUAUCAUCUUUUUAUAUUUA
Molecule: messenger RNA, 1244 nt
Organism: Hydra vulgaris (swiftwater hydra)
Lineage: Eukaryota; Metazoa; Cnidaria; Hydrozoa; Anthoathecata; Hydridae
Source: RefSeq, a predicted model, not a curated record